Molecule: messenger RNA, 11521 nt
Organism: Syngnathus typhle (broad-nosed pipefish)
Lineage: Eukaryota; Metazoa; Chordata; Actinopteri; Syngnathiformes; Syngnathidae
Exons: 3
Coding region: 2965-4188 (407 amino acids)
Source: RefSeq, a predicted model, not a curated record
UUUCCAAAUAAGGCCUGCGCGCUCCCGCGGCAGGGGGAACAAAAUCUCACGGGGGGGCCAAAUCAAGCUCACAAAUCAAGAGCUCAACAUGUGAGCCAACAUACGCAAGCGCCCUGGAUCGCUCUUGCCGCCCCCACAUCCUCUGCUCAAGUCAAGUUUUUUUCCAGCAUCAACAUGCCAUUUUUAGGGUGCGUAUUAUACAUGGGAGCGCACUAUACACAGAAAAAAACGGUAUGUUGUUAGACUUCAGUACUUUCCGAUUUUGUAGGGAGGCCAUGAAGGCAGCAGAGCGGAUACACCAAAUUAUAUAUGCCGUUAUCGAUGACAGAUCCGCGGGAUUGGUGUAAUCUUGAGGCGUGCCUUGCGGAGAUCAAGCAAUGGAUGUCUCUCAACUUCCUUCGUCUUAACCCAGAUAAAACUGAGAUGUUGAUAAUUGGUCCAACUCGUUAUCAACACUUAUUCAAGGAAACCGCUAUAACUAUAGAUAACCGUACUAUCACUCAGAGCGAUACUGUAACUGAUCUCGGGGUAAUGUUUGACCAAAAUCUCUCCUUUCAAAAGCACAUUAAGAAUAUAACCAGAAUUGCGUUCUUUCACCUUCGUAAUAUUGCAAAGAUUUGUCCGAUCCUCUCGACCGGAACUAUUAUACAUGCGUUCGUCACGUCGCGCCUGGACUACUGUAAUGUACUAUUUUCGGGUCUUCCUGAGUCCCGCAUCAAAAGUCUACAGUUAGUACAAAAUGCUGCUGCAAGGCUGCUCUCUCGGUCAAGAACAUUUUAUCACAUUACCCCAAUACUAGCCAACUUACAUUGGCUCCCGGUCCAUUUAAGAUGUGACUUAAAGGUUCUUCUAUUAACCUAUAAAUCACUGCAUGGCUUAGCGCCUUCAUAUCUCGUCGACCUAGUUGUUCCUUAUGUUCCAUCUCGUAACCUUCGUUCGCAAAACGCUACGCUUUUAGCGACACCGAGGGCCAAGAAAAUGUCUGCAGGCUCUAGAGCAUUUUCUAUUCGGCCUCCAGAGUUUUGGAAUGCCCUACCAAUGGAUAUUAGGACUGCUACCUCAGUAGAAACAUUUAAGACACGUUUAAAGACACAUUUCUAUGACAUGCCCUUUAACUAACCUGUAGUGGCCGAUUCGGCUGGAGUUUGUUUUCUCUCCCUCUCCACCCCCGACCUCCCCCCUCCCUGGCCGGGGAGGUGGUUAGGUGGCACCCAUGCUGACAGCGGCUAUCUGGAUUCUCGUGGGCCAAUUCAGGAUGGGGGAACUGCAGCUCAACCUCCUCGAAGACACUGCCAGGACAAUUGAGGGCUUCUUCGGCAGCCUUUCGCUCUGACAUGAACAUCCACUUUUUAUUUCAUUGAUUUUCAUAUUGUAUCAUUUGUGCCCUCUCUGCAUCCAUUUCAACCUGGUGAUCCUGAAAGGGGGAUCCUUCCAUCUGUGGUCCCUUCUCAAGGUUUCUCAUUUUCCCCCGGUAGGGUUAUUUUGAGUUUUUCCUUGCCCUUUUGGGAGCUUAAGAUCAGGGGAUGCUUUGAGAAUAAUUGUCAAUUUUUGUCUAUGUGAAGCCCUUUGAGACUGCUUGUGAUUUAGGGCUAUACAAAUAAACUUGACUUGACACAUAUAAGUCACUCCUGAGUAUAGGUCGCCCCCCUACCCAAAGUAUGAAAAAAGAACGCGGCUUAUAGUCCAAAAAAUACGGUAUAUAAAUGUAUUAUUUAUUUAUAUAAACGCCGGUCCACGGAAACAUUUCUGACACAUAACCGGUCCGUGGCGCAAAAAAGGUUGGGGACCACUGAUUUAGUAGAAGGUGGCUACAGAUAAAAGUUUGAGUUUAUUUUGAAAAACGUACAGGUCACUUACUUAAGUUCAGACGCACGCAAAACCAAUGCAGCUAUAUAAUAACUCUGCUGCAAACAUAGGUUAACGCACUUGGGUUGAAAACCCAAGUAGAGAUACUAUCCACGAUACUAACGAGGAACAUGCCCUGUGUUGGGGCACGAUGGACUGCUUGGCGGGAGAAAGAAAAGGGAGGGGGCAGAAAGGGGAACGCUCACGGAACACAUGCGCGUAUAACUAUUAUGUGGAUUUUAACCAGGGCUGUGGACUCGGACCCGGACUCGGGGACUCGGACUCGGUCGGACUCUGUCAUUUUUGCUGGACUCGGACUCUGUGCUGAUUUUGACAGAGUCCACCAAGUCCGACAAUAAAGAAAAUACGUUCAAUUUUACUUUCAUCAUGCUGCUGAGAAUGCGCGUAGGAAUACUGUCCACAGCUCUGCUACGGUUACAGAGGCGUUGCUACACUAAUAGGAGGGUAGAUUGUGUCUGUAGCAACGCUGAUUAGCUAAAGAAUGCAGUGUGGUGUAAAUUAGCACUCAACCACCUGUUCGUCUCCCAUUGUUGGCUGACUCACCCGCGAGUGAGAUCAGAUAAGAGAUUCAAGAGUUUUUAUUCGCCAUGUUUGAGCGUGCCAAACAAGGAAUUUGACUUCGGUAAAAACACACCCUCUGUUCAACAUUUAGGUGACUAACAACACUCAGGACAUGUGAAUAAUGGCAAAAACAGUGUAGACAAAUUCAAAAAGAUAACUUGAAUUGCCGCUUUCCUGUGGAACAAUGCAACUAAACCUUUGCUAGACUUUAUCUACUUAGUAAAUUAACACACAAUAACAAUAAAUAACUUGUCCUAAACACUUAAACAAACAUUGAGUAAAUAUGGGAUAACUUGUACGCAACUACUUCAAACUGUAUAUAACGCUUGACAAAGAAAAACAGUUCUGUUUAACUAAAGAAUGCAGUGUGGUGUAAAUUAGCCCUCAACCAGCUGUUCGUCUCCCAUUGUUGGCUGACUCGUCCGCGAGUGAGAUCAGAUAACUUGAAUUGCCGCUUUCCUGUGGAACAAUGCAACUAAACCUUUGCUAGACUAGAACAAAAACCCCAAAACGACGGCGACGCCUGGUCCAUCGCAGAUGGCUCAGACAUCGAUGAUGAAGUUUGUGACAGCGAAAGUGACGCGGAAGACGAUCCAAUACAUGGUGGACCGUGAGGAGUUUCAAAAGUCGGUCAUUUCUCUGAUUGUUCAUGAUGGCCUCUCGCUCGUCACAUUCCAGCAGUCGGCUAUGCGGACACUGCUAGGGCCUGCUGCUAAUCAGCUCUCUGUCAGCCUAGACAGAGAUCAGAUCCGCCACAUGGUGGUGGCUGAGGCCGACAGGUUGAAGGAGGAAAUCAAGUCGGAGCUGAGCCAGGAAUGCGUAUUCAUCAAGGCAGACGCCGCCACCAGGCUCAUGCGGAACUACAUGGGCAUCAACGUCCAGUACUUCCGCGACGGGGAGAUUAAAAUCAAGACUCUUCCCAUCAAGGACACCGACGGGGGGCAUGACACUGAGGCGGUCAAGAAUGUCAUCAACGCCGUCAUCAAGGAUUUUGACCUGCAUGUCCUCUCCAUCGUCGUCGAUAACGCAGCGACCAUGAGCAAAGCCAUGCGGCUCAUCAAUGAGGACGACGAAGAUGCUGAUGAUGAAAACGAAAUGGAUGAGGACGAGGUGGGCGUCAAUCUGGACGACGAGGUCCAGCUUGAGAAGUUCGCUGGGAUUCAGGAUGCCGAUUUUCGAAUGAUUCAUCACAUGCGCUGUGCUAUUCACACGCUGCAACUGGCAAUUCGUGACGGAUUGAAGGCGGAGUAUGUCAUGAAACUACUGGAUAAAGUCCGACGGGUGGUGAAGAGACUGCGGACCCCCAAUCUGCUUGCUGUCCUCCGUCGUCGAGGAGGUCUUCUCCCUGUCGUCGAUGUGCCCACCCGUUGGGGAAGCACCUACCUCAUGACAAAACGGCUCCUUCAUCUACGAGAGCAUGUCCAGGACUUGGCGGCUGCUUCUCCGGAACUUCUCCUUAACGAGUCAGAAUGGAAGAAGCUUGAGACCUUGGCCACAAUCCUCAAGAUGCCAUACGAUGUCACGGUCAAGCUCCAGUCGGCCUCAAUCACCCCCGGCAGCUUUCUCAAGGAGUGGUCGGCCUUGAAGGCAGCGUCGCGCAAGCAGCCCCCUCUGGCUUCACCAAUCGCCAAUUCAAUGGAACAACGAGAGGACAAGCUCUUCGACAAUGAUUUUUUUUCUGGCAGCCAUCUUCGUCGAUGCGCGUUACCGCAUUCUCCUCAGCGAAGAGCAGAUGGAGCGCGCCCCUCCGUGCCGUUGUGAGGCGAAUCCGGUCUCGUACCCACCAGCACCUGGAAGUACCGUCGAUGGAGGCCGAGGUUGAUUGCUCCACACCGACGGAGGAGGAUGAGUUUGAAAAAGAACUUGACAACAUUGAGCGCCUCCAGCGUUUGUCGGCCGCCACCUCGCCAACCGACAUAGAUGAAGAAAUUGGGGCAAUGUUGGCACUUGGUCGAAUGAAAGCAAUGCCAAUCAGCCAAGUCAGCGUAGAGCGCCUGUUUUCCGGACUCAGGUUCAUUAUGUCUGAUCAGCGCGGUGCGAUGAAGGCUGACUUGGUUGAGGCGAUUUUGUUCCUAAGAACAAACUCAAGUCGUUGAAUUGAAACUUGAAAGUAUCUGUUUAUUGUAUUUUGUUUAUUUGUUUAAUAAACCAAAAAGCCAUCACAAAACUGUUGUCAUUAUUUAGAUUUUGAUCUAAAUUAGCCUUGAAUAAAGACUAAGCAGUCACAUGAAUUAACAGAAAAAAUGGACAGCCGGACUCGGACUCAUGGUCAAGAGGCCGGACUCAGACUGGGACUCGGUACAAAAAUCCGACCGAGUCCACAGCCCUGAUUUUAACCAUCUGUAAAGGUAUCUAUAACAGUACUGAAAUUGGGCAAUCUGCUGGUCCGGUUCAUAUAUGCCUGCCUUCAAGUUUAGAGGGCACUACCUUUAGGGGGAGCAUUAAAGGUUAGGGUUAAAGGUGAGGGGGUUGCUGUUCGCGAGUUAGCAGGUUAGGGGUUAAUUAUUAGGGUUUGGUUAUUGUUAGGGUUUUAGAGUUAGCGUUAGGGCUUGAAGUUAAGGAAUUAGGAGCCUCAGGCCAACCAGAUUCCAUUUAUUCCAUUAAUCACUGACAUUCAGUCGUCAGGUCUGUGUCACAUGGGCUACCAAUCGGAAUGUAACGGGGUCAGCUGGUCUACUAUGGGGCUCAUUGGUACAGGGGAAUGAUUCUUGCAUGAUUCUUGCUUAGGGUGCAUGAUUGCCCGGGUUUAGCUCCCGGACGAGCUCUUCUUGCAAACACUGGUGUCUGGCAUUAUGUGGAGCGUUUGACAGGCCAACGUUACAUGGUCUGCCAGUUCUUGCUGUGGCUCGUUGGUCUAGGGGUAAGAUUCUCCAUUUGGAUGUGGGAGAUCCUCGGUUCAACUCCCAGACGAGACUUUCUUCAAAACAUUGCUGUUGAUCAACUAGCCCAAUUUAAUCUUGGGCGCUAGCCCGAAUCCAUACACGGUGGAUGGCGGCAGUGAUAUUUUAGAAGUGAAAUGAAGUUUAUUGGAUUUGCAGACAGUGUGCAAUCAUUAUUUCAACAAACUCAAGGGUUCAUGGAAACGAGGGUAGGUGCAUAAGCACUAAGAACUGUCGCCGUCUGGUUGUUGGCCAGCACCAGACGGAGGGUCAUCAGGCGCUCACUGAUUCCCACAGGGAGUUCAGAGAGCUGACUGAUCAGUUGGUUCUUGAUGGCAAAACCAACCCCAUGGAUCCUAGGCUCAUCUGUGGCCUUUCCUUUCCAGAAGAAAGUGUAUCCACCCUUUUCCUCCUUCAGAUGACCUUCCUCUGCCCGUCGGGUUUCUGAAAGAGCAGCUAUGUCAAUCCGGCAUCUUCUCAGUUCCCUGGCAAUGAUGGCGGUUCUCCUCUCCGGCCUAUCACUUGUUACACUGUCCAUUAGCGUGCGCACAUUCCAUGCUCCAAAAUUCAUGUUUCUGUGUUUUCGAUCGCAUAUUGGUGAUCCCUCUGAAGGCGGUAAUCCAGUCGUGAGGUUUGAGGCAGGCUAUGUUUAGGGCACCUUUUCUAGCCCCUUCCCCCUCAGGGGUGAGCAGAGUGGAUCCUAAAAAGGGCUGCUCAGUCGUGUAUGCAGCUACCAAAGAGCUCUUUCUACCUCGGUCCGAGAGCCCAACGAUCAUCUAACAUCCACCGCCUGAUGAGCCAGCUUGUGACUAGGGGCUUCCAGACUUCACAAUCCUGACCCCGUUGCCACUUACUGGUCGCCACAGGACUUUAAUCCGGGAUGUAAGGUGGAUUCCCUGAAAAAGACGCCUGUGCAUGACUUUGUUUAAAGUGGGGAGACUGGUGCACAGACAGUCACCACACUGUCCUUGACAGAUCGGGGUCAGAGUCCAGGGGCAAGGAGACCAAGACGACUGGUGACCCUUUUCUGCUGCAGCCUUCCCAGCCGUUGUGACGCCACCCCUUAGGUCAGCCAUCAUCCUCCGCCUGGUCCACCGUUGAGGUCUUCACUAUUUACCCAUAGCUGGAGCUGUUUACCCACAGUGGUUGAUGGGCAGUAGGGCAUGUCCACACACCGGUGGGCCUACAUGCCACAUCUCUUUUUCCACUUUUCAUGACAUUUACUUUGAUACAGCGAAUCAGGUCGCAAUGUCAAAUUUGUGCUACCACAUAAAAAGCUGUCAAUAACUUUUCAUGAUAGCCAUGUUCCCAUGAAACGCCAUCUUGGUUUUCAGGGGCGAUUGUAUCUAAAGAUAGAUAGAUCUUUAUUUUUCAUUGUCACAUGUACAACGAAAUUUAAAAAGUGCCAACCGAUCCGCGCAUGAGAUAAAAAAAAAAUAAUACAAGCUAAAACCCACAGAAGAACAAACACAGACAUAAUCAUUUACGUUUAGGUGCAUUCAAUGCGACUACCGCUGUAGGGUAAAAACUAUUGGCAAAUCUGCUAGUCCUUGACCUAAGUGCUCUGUAGCGUCUGCCUGAUGGCAACAGUUUGAAAAGGGAGUGGCCAGGGUGGGAAGUGUCCUUCAGAAUGUUCUGUGUUUUUUUGAGACAGCGGGUUCUGUGUCGGUCUUCCAGUGUGGGGAGAGGGCAGCCAAUGAUCUCCUGUGCUGUGUUGAUGACCCCUUGGAGUUUUUUCCUCUGAGCAGCAGUGCAGCUGGAGUACCAAACACAUAUACAGUACGUUAAAGUGCUUUCUAUGGAGCAGCGAUAGAAGGACACCAGCACUCUUUGUGUAAUGCUGUGCCUCCUCAGCACCCUUAAGAAGUAGAGUCUCUGCUGGGCCUUUUUAAGCAGCUAAGAGGUGUUCACGCCCCAGGUGAAGUCCUCCUCGAUGUGGACACCCAGGUAGCGGAAGGAAGACACCCUCUCCACCCCGUUGAUGAUAAGUGGUGGAAUGUCCGUUUUAUUUUUCCUCCAAAAAUCAAUGACCAGUUCUUGGGUUUUAGCCGUGUUUAGGAGCAGAUUGUUCUCUCCGCACCACUCCGAUAGCCGGACCACUUCGUCCCUGUAGGCAGAGUCAUCCCCUUUGAGAUGAGCCCCAUCACGGUUGUGUCAUCCGCAAAUUUCACGAUGGUGUUGCGGGGGUGCAUGCACGUGUGUAGAGCGUGUAAAGCAGUGGGCUCAGUACGCAGCCCUGUGGGGAGCCGGUACCAAGACUGAGAGGUGUGGAUGUAUGACGGCCCACUCUCACCCUCUGGCUGCGACCUGUCAGGAAGCUCUUAAUCCACCUGCAAGUAUUAUGUGGAAGUCCCAGGCCCUCCAGUAUGUCCACCAGUCUGUGGGGGGGGAUGGUGUUAAAAGCAGAGCUAAAGUCCACGAAGAGCAUCCGCACAUAGCUCCCCGGCUGCUGCAGGUGGGACAGUGCAGCGUGGAGGGCUGUAGCUACUGCGUCCUCUGUGGAUCUAUUUGCCCUGUAGGCAAACUGGUGGGGGUCAAAACCUCUGAACAGGAGUGCUGUGAUGGGACCCCGUACCAGCUUUUCAAAGCACUUCAUGACCACCGGGGUGAGUGCGACUGGCCGGUAGUCAUUAAGGCUGGUGAUGUGGCGUUUCUUGGGCAGGGGGACUAUAGUGGAGGAUUUUAAACAGGAUGGGACGGUGGACUCGGUAAGGGACUGGUUGGAAAUCUUUGUGAAGACUCCAACCAGCUGAUCUGCGCAGUCCUUCAGAACACGCCCAGUGACGCCGUCAGGACCUGCAGCCUUCCUCGAGUUGAUGGUCCGCAGCGUGCGCCUCACCUCGUGCUCCUUUACUGUGAAGGGGAAGCUGCUGCGGUCUGUGGGAUGUGAUGUGGCCGCUUCAGGUGGCUCGGACUCGAACCGGGCAAAGAAGGUAUUGAGGACCUCUGCCAGUGAGGCGUCCCCUUCAGCAGCUCCGAUGGUGGUUCUGUAGUUGGUGAGAUGCUGGACUCCCUGCCACACCUGCUUGCUGGUGUUGCUGUCCAGGUGAUCCUCAACCCUCUUUUUGUAGGCAAGCUGGGCCUCUCUGAUGCCUCUCCUCAGGUUGGCUCUGGCUGUGCUGUAGAGAGCCCCGUCUUCAGACCUGAGGGACAGCGCGAUGUCCCUCUCCUCCAGCAGCCGAAGGACCUCCCGGGUCAUCCAGGGCUUCUGGUUGGGGUAUAUCCGUAUAGGUUUGUCCACUGUGACAGUGUCUGUGCAGUGCUUGAUAUAACACAGAACACUGUCUGUGAACACGUUCAAGUCCCGGUGUUCGAAGAUGUCCCAGUUAGUCCUGUCGAAGCAGUCCUGCAACUGCUGAGAGGCGUCAUCAGGCCGAGUUUUAACAGUUUUAGUGAUGACGGGAGCUGAUCUCAUGAUGGUGGUAUAUGCCGGGAUUAAUAGCAGUGACAUACGGUCAGACUGGCCCAGGUGAGGUAGCUCUUUUGCCCUGUAGCCUAGCUUAAUGUUGGAGUAGACCUUGUCCAGAGUGUUAACUCCUCUAGUGGCACAUUUAACAUGCUGGUGGAGACUAGGGAGUGCUGCUUUCAAAUCUGCAUGAUUAAAGUCCCCUGCCAUGAUGUGGACUGCGUCAGGAUAACUGCUCAGCUGGCUGCUAAUACUGCCAUGUAAUAGUCCAAUAGCUAUCUUAGCAUUAGCAUCCGGAGGUAUGUAAACAACAGUCGUCAUGACUACGGUAAAUUCAUGAGGGAAGUAAAAGGGCCUGCAUUUAAUAGUCACAUACUCCAGGUCCGGGCAGCAGUGACUGUCUACAGUCACCAUAUUAGUACACCAGUUGUUAUUGACGUACAUACAGAGCCCCCCCUCCCCCUUGCUCUUGCCGGAGUUCUCAGUCCUGUCAUGACGCUGUGUGGUGUAGCCUGCUAGCUCGAUAGCAGAGUCCGGUAUGAGUGGAUGAAGCCAGGUUUCGGUGAUCAGUACCAUGCAGCAGUCCUUCACGGUCUGGUUCGCAGACAUCUGUAGCCUUAGUUCAUCCAUCUUGUUAGCAAGAGACCUGGCGUUGGUAAGAAACAGGCUAGGGAGCGGUGGUUUGAACGGCCGCUUCCGUAGCCUGGUUAGCCCUGCAGCCUCGUUUCUGCCUCCUCUCUCUGCGCUGCCUUCGCUUCCUCCCAGCGGGGAUGGUGAUCCAAGGGGAGCCGGGGCGCCUGAUGAUAUCCUCCGGUAUGUUUUGCGAGCGGUGAAACUCCGCUGCGACACUCAACCCGCAACAAACACCUAUCUUGAGGAGCUUCUUGGGAGACCGCCUGGGAAUACCAGGUGCUGUAAGCUUUUUUUUUUUCCACUUCAAUUGUUAAAGAAGAUUUUGACAACACCCAUUACGUAUGGCAUUCGGAAACUGCAAGCCGAGUUUAAACUCCGACAUUGAAACUAUAACCCGAGUUUCAAACCUAUAUUGUGUGGCGUCAUCCAUUGCAUUGUAGUUCACGUCUUUUACCGCUAGAAAACAGACUAUGUACAGUGAAUAAAGAGGCUGGCUCCCUGUGAACUCAAAGCAGACUGAUUGAAUGACUAUAGACCUAUCGCACUGACAUCUGUGGUCAUGAAAUCUUUCGAGAGGUUAGUGUUGAACCACCUGAAGGAUGUCACGGGCCCCCUGCUUGACCCCCUCCAGUUUGCCUACCGGGCAAACAGGUCAGUGGAUGAUGCGGUCAACAUGGGACUGCAGUACAUCCUGCACCACCUGCACACCCCAGAAACGUACGCCAGGAUCCUGUUCGUGGACUUCAGCUCGGCGUUCAACACCAUCGCUCCUGACAUACUCCAACAGAAGCUCAUCCAGCUUGCGGUGCCUGCCUCCACCUGUCAGUGGAUCACGAGCUUCCUGACCAACAGGAGACAGCGUGUGAGGGUGACUCUCCUGUGAAGCUCCUGAAGUAUGCAGACGACACCACUCUCAUCGGUCUGAUCCAGGAUGGUGAUGAGACUGCGUACAGACAGGAGGUGGAGCGGCUGGUCCACUGGUGCCGCCAAAACCACCUGGAGCUGAACCCGCUCAAGACCGUGGAGAUGACAGUGGACUUCAGGCGAGACCCUUCACCACUUUUACCCCUCACUAUCCGCAGUAAUACUAUUCUCUCCACAGACACCUUCAAAUUCCUGGGAACCACAAUCUCUCGGGACGUGAAAUGGACCGGCCACAUAGACUCUGUCCGGAAGAAGGCCCAGCAGAGGCUGUACUUCCUGAGACAGCUCAAGAAGUUCAACCUGCCGCGAGAGCUUCUGAAGACCUUCUACACUGCCAUCAUCCAGUCUGUCCUCUGCACCUCCAUCACUGUCUGGUUUGGAUCGGCCUCCAAACAAGACAAGCACAGACUGCAACGGACAAUCAGGACUGCAGAAAAGAUCAUUGGAAUCAACCUCCCAUCUAUCCAAGACUUGUACCUGUCCAGGACCAGGAAACGUGCAAGGAAUAUCUCUACAGACCCUUCUCACCCAGGUUGCAGUCUGUUUGAACUACUCCCCUCCGAACGGCGUUAUAGAGCUCGGUACGCCAAAACCAGCAGACACAGAGACAGCUUCUUCCCCCAGGCUGUUGCUCUGAUGAACUCACACCACUCUUAAAGUCGCAGAGUCAUUACUGUGCAAUAACAUUCUGCUCUCCACACCUUUUUUUAAUUUGUCUACACUGUUUGUACUAUGUGUCCUCUCUGCAUCCAUUGCAGCCUGGUCAUCCUGGAAGAGGGACCUUCCCAUCUGUGGUCUCUUCUCAAGGUUUCUCAUUUCCCAUAGAGUUUUGAGUUUUUCUUUGCCCUUUGGGAGUUUAAGAUCAGGGGAUGUUUGAGAAUAUGUGCCAUUUUUCACAUGUCCUGAGUGUUGUUAGUCACCUAAAUGUUGAACAGAGGGUGUGAUUUGCCGAAGUCAAAUUCCUUGUUUGGCACGCUCAAACAUGGCGAAUAAAAACUCUUGAAUCUUGAAUAUAGAAAUCAUGCAUUCUAUUGAUACAAUCACCCCUGAAAACCAAGACUUGGCGUUUCAUGGAAACAUGGCUAUCAUGAAAAGUUAUUGACAGCUUUUUAUGUGGUAGCACAAAUUUCCCAUUGCGACCUGCAUUUUGCUGUAUCAAAGUAAAUGUCAUGAAAAGUGGAAAAACCCUACAUGGAAGCGCAAUGUGUUGUUUUGGUUUCUUUUACAAAUAAAGACUGCUGCUUUGAGUUCA